AUGAUCAAUAUUCUCCCCUCACAUUUCAUUGGAGUCAUCCUUUCUAGCCUGUUCUAUGGCUUUACUCUCGCCCAGACCUUGUGGUAUUUCCAGACUUAUCCAAAAGACAGAUGGACUAUGAAGGCGUUGGUAGCUUUUCUGUGGACGUUGGACACAGCACAACUCGCCCUUGUCGCCGCAUCAAUAUAUCACUAUACCAUCACGUGGCAAGGUGACAUAGAAAUGUCAUCCCGUGUAUCAAAAACAUUUGAGGCAUCCAUGGGCGUGACUUCAAUAAUAGCUUUUCUGGUGCAAUUGACAUACGCUCAUCGUAUAUGGCGACUUAGUUUUGGAAACAUUCUAGUCACAUUUUUUAUAGUCCUGUUAGCAUCGGUCGCGUUAGGAUCUGGCGCAGCAAUGGUUAUCAAAACUGUCCGCGAUCCCCUGUGGGAUAGCACUCACGUUAGCAACCUGCCGGCUUCUAGUUUCUACCUAUCUUCGAUGGCAUGUGAUGUCCUCAUUGCUGCUACGCAAGUGUACUUGUUUCAUAAGUCCCGCACCGGGAUAGGAAGACUUGGCGGACUCAUCACCCGACUUACCGUGCUUGUUGUCAACGUAGGCUUGAUAACUAGCAUAGAUGUCACACUAUUUCUCAUCCUGUUUCUCGUCUGCCCCCGCAACGGUGCCUUUCUUGUCCCAUACGUCCUCAUGAGCCACUGUUAUUUGAAUAGCUUCCUUAGCGUUCUAAACUCUCGUCGUGAGUUACGGGAACUGGUCGAUAAUGAUGACGUAGGCGACCCUGUUCUUCUCAUCAUCCUGACUGCACCUGACGCGACGCCAUUUCAGUAUGCUUGUCCCAGCAUCUACAGUGCACCUGACGUGACACCAUCACAGCACGAUUGUCCCAGCAUCUACACCGUUGCCUCAGUAUAGACUUCAGGUCCCUCUACUCGCGCGCCACUUUGUGUGAUGCCCACCGACUAUGGUGUACCGCGACACAUACAAUCAUCCCUCUCGUCGGACACGAACACUGCACUGUACAUUACCGCACCCAAGCACACGAUAGACCAGACUUGUCAGUCACCGCGAGUUGAAUUGAAAACAAUAGUAUUGGCUACCGUGCGCAGAUGAUGUUGAAGUCAAACAAGUAUGUAUACUGUACAUCAAUGAAGCCGCUUUGCGGAAAAGUCGACCGCAGAAUCAAUCAGAACACACAAG
Messenger RNA from Suillus paluster, 1197 nucleotides. RefSeq lists its product as uncharacterized. The coding region runs from base 1 to 912 and encodes 303 amino acids. The transcript is spliced from 20 exons. The record is from RefSeq and is a predicted model, not a curated record. NCBI's taxonomy places the organism in Eukaryota, Fungi, Basidiomycota, Agaricomycetes, Boletales, Suillaceae.